AUGAAUGGAACAAAUGGUACUCGUACACUUCCUAACGGAGACAUCAAGAAGAUCAUCUCUCCAAAAGAUUAUGCAGCCAACCCUAAAGCUAAAUUAUCAGGUAGAAUCCUUAAUGUAAUGACGUCAUUACCAACUCAAAUCAUUAAUAACAUUGAUAGUUCAACUGGUCAAUAUUAUUGGGAUGUUGAACCAGUAAGAGGUAAUUCUGCCUUAUAUUCUUCACAAACUUUUUUGGAACAACAUUCAGAUUGGGAAUCUCAUUUAAUUGCUUGGACUGGAGAAAUUAAUACCAGUAAAAACCCUAAUUGGUUUGCUAAUGGUGAAGGUAUUGAUGAUGCUCUUUAUUUGGAUGAUGAAGAUAAGGUAGAAUUGGAAGAUAAAUUACGUAAAGCUAAUGGAUCGGAUAAUAUUCAUCCAGUUUGGUUAUUAAGACGUGAUCAAAGUAGAUGGAGAAAAUAUGCUGAAGAUGUAUUAUGGCCGGUUUUCCAUUAUAUUCAAGGACAACCUUCUGAUGGGAAAGCUGAAGCUGAAGCUUGGCAUGAUUAUGUUAAGUUUAAUGAAGUUUAUUUAAAUAAAAUUAAGUCAAUUUAUAAACCAGGUGAUAUUAUUUGGAUUCAUGAUUAUUAUUUAUUGUUAUUACCACAAUUAUUAAGAAUGGAAUUCCCGGAUGCUUAUAUUGGAUUAUUUGUUCAUGUCCCAUUCCCAUCUUCUGAAUAUUUUAGAUGUCUUUCUAAAAGAGCACAAUUAUUAGAUGGAAUGGUUGGUGCUGAUAAAAUUGGGUUCCAAUCGGAAUCUUUCCAAAGACAUUUCCUUUCUUGUUGUACUCGUGUAUUAGGAUUUGAAGUCACUUCAAAUAAAGUAUUUGCUUAUGGAACUACUAUCUCGGUUGAAACUUUACCAAUUGGAAUUGAUACUAAAAAAAUCGAACAUGAUGCAUUUGAUGAUCAAGGGAUUGAAAGUAAAGUAAACGCGUUGAAGAACAUCUACAAGGGGAAGAAAAUUAUUGUAGGAAGAGAUAGAUUGGAUAAAGUAAGAGGGGUUGUUCAAAAAUUAGAAGCUUUCCAAAUGUUUUUGGAUAUGUAUCCAGAAUGGAGAGAAAAAGUUGUAUUGAUUCAAGUUUCAAGUCCAUUAUUAACUCAUUCCGGUAACGUUGAAAAGAAAGCUACUGAAUUGAUUAAUCAAAUCAAUUCUCAAUAUGGUAAUUUGAAUCAUACUCCUGUUUUACAUUAUCAAAUGAGAAUUGCCAAAGAUGAAUAUUUAGCUUUGUUAAGAGUUGCUGAUUUGGCUUUGAUUACUUCUGUCAGAGAUGGAAUGAAUACUACUUCUUUGGAAUUUGUCAUGUGUCAAAAGAACAAUAAUUCCCCAUUAAUCUUAUCUGAAUUCACCGGAACAGCAUCUGUUCUUGAUGAAGCUAUUCUUGUUAAUCCUUGGGAUUCGGUUGGGAUUGCCAAAACAAUCAAUGACGCCCUAUUAUUGAGUGACGAAGAUAAAUUAGAAUUAGAACAACGAUUAUACAAAAAAGUAACUUCAAAUACAAUUCAAAAUUGGACUUCAACAUUCAUUAGUAACAUUAUUGAACAUUCCUUAGUUACUCAUGUUAGCACUUAUACUCCAGCCUUGAAUAGACCACUUUUGUUGAAGAACUAUAUGAAUUCUCAGAGAAGAUUAUUCUUAUUUGAUUAUGACGGGACAUUGACCCCAAUUGUCAAAGAUCCAGCAUCGGCUAUUCCAUCAGAUAAAUUAAAUCGUAUUUUGGAUAUCUUAACUGCCGACCCUAAGAAUCAAAUCUGGAUUAUUUCAGGAAGAGAUCAAGCAUUUUUGGAUAAAUGGAUGGGAACCAAAAACGUCGGUUUAUCUGCCGAACAUGGAUGUUUUAUCAAGGAUAUUGGUGAAUCUGAAUGGGUUAAUCUCGCCGCAUCAUUCGAUAUGUCAUGGCAAGCAAAAGUCGACGAGGUAUAUAAAUCAUACACCUCCAAAACACCCGGCUCACACAUUGAAAGGAAGAAAGUCGCCUUGACCUGGCAUUAUCGUCGUGCUGAUCCUGAAUUGGGAACCUAUCAAGCCGAGAAAUGUCUCAAACAAUUAAACGACACAAUUGCCAAAGAAUAUGAUAUUGAAGUGAUGGCAGGUAAGGCAAAUAUCGAAGUCAGACCUCGAUUCCUCAACAAAGGAGAAAUCGUCAAACGUUUGGUCCUUCAUCCUCAUGGAGCAAAACAAGAUCUUCAUUCUACUAAUAAUUGCCCUAAGGAUGUCCCACCUGAACAAUCCCCCGAUUUUGUCUUAUGUCUAGGAGAUGAUUUAACCGAUGAAGAUAUGUUUAAAUCCUUGAAUGAUAUUGAAACCAGUUGGAAAGAAAAAGGAAUCCCCAAGAAUCGAUUUGGGUCAUAUGGAUUCUAUCCGGUUGCAGUUGGACCUGCAUCAAAGAAAACUGUGGCUAAUGCUCAUUUAACUGAACCUUCUCAGGUUUUGGAGACUUUAGGGUUAUUGGCGGGACAAGUUAGUUUAUUUGAAAGUCCUGGAACGGUGGAUUUGGAUGAUAGAGGACAUUUGGCAAAUAGCGAAUCUUCAGAACGGUCAAAGUCGGCGAUCAAAGCGGUUCUGCUUCGUAGAAAGGCUAGUAUUGAGGUGAAUAAGAGUAAUAGUGUUAAGAUUACUGGUGUUGCGAAAUAA
Molecule: messenger RNA, 2670 nt
Organism: Hemisphaericaspora subhashii
Lineage: Eukaryota; Fungi; Ascomycota; Pichiomycetes; Serinales; Debaryomycetaceae
Gene: TPS2
Product: trehalose-phosphatase
Exons: 1
Coding region: 1-2670 (889 amino acids)
Biological process (GO): trehalose biosynthetic process; fungal-type cell wall organization; cellular response to heat
Cellular component (GO): alpha,alpha-trehalose-phosphate synthase complex (UDP-forming); cytosol
Molecular function (GO): catalytic activity
Source: RefSeq, a predicted model, not a curated record